AUGGCUCCUCAUCCUCAGAAGUUCCUGCCCUUCCCAGACUUCAUGGAGGAGGAUCCAGGCCACGGAGCAGGCACACUGAAGAGGACCAUCAGGAAGCUCCUUCAGGCCUCGAAUCCAACCCCAUCCACCCCGUCCACCCCAUUCUCUCCUCUAAAACUCACUGAGAAUGGGAAGACCUGCAUCCUCUUCUGGGCAAAGAAGCUGAUUGUGAAACUAAAAAACCACACCCACGUGGACCUGACUGACCGGGUAUUCAGCCCCAGCGCCAGUGUAGACCUCAAGGGAUCAAGUUGCAGUGAGGAGAAAGCAACGCUCUCUCUAAGAUUCGGGGAUGUGGCGGAUCUGAAGGAGCUGGUAAUAAGGUUUCUCCUGUCCAACACUUACUAUGAGUCGACUGCUCAGAACUGGUUCAGCCUGGACUCUGUUCACAUCCUCUAUAACAGGACAAAGGAAGCCAGCUUCAACGCCACACAGAUAUACGCGCCCGCCAUGUCCUCCUACCACUGCCAGCAUGUCAGCAGCCUGCACAAGUACGACACGCUGCUGAAGCCCAGCUCCCACGGAGACGGCUCUUUGCUGUGGCACAUCACCUUCAUCGACUUCCAGAUUCAAGCCUUCAAUGUGGAGGGGGGCCGGUUCUCCCCAGCCAGUGACUGUGCUUCGUUCUUCACCCCGGCCAUUCUCAUAGGGCUGGUCAUGUCUCUGAUCCUGCUGCUGGUGCUGGCCUACGCGCUGCACAUGGUGCUGCACCUGAAAUCCAUCGAGCAGCACGACGAGCACAGGCCCUCCGUCUACCUGGAGGGCGAGGCCGAGAGCGAGCCUGGAGACAAGAGCCACGCUGGCCAGUGAAGAGGACGUUAUCAAAACACCAGCUCCAUCUCUUUAUGAUGUUUGCAAUCAUUCUGAGUGG
Polyodon spathula (Mississippi paddlefish) is the source of this 910-nucleotide messenger RNA. Its product is annotated as V-type proton ATPase subunit S1-like protein. The record is from RefSeq and is a predicted model, not a curated record. Gene Ontology annotation, cellular component: proton-transporting V-type ATPase complex. NCBI's taxonomy places the organism in Eukaryota, Metazoa, Chordata, Actinopteri, Acipenseriformes, Polyodontidae. The transcript is spliced from 5 exons. The coding region runs from base 1 to 849 and encodes 282 amino acids.